CAAGGCAUGUGCGCGCUUCCCCUACCACACGUGGCAGUGGACUUCCGCCUGCCCCCACAACUCCCCGUACUCCGUUCCCCCCACCUUCCCCCUCCCCCAUCUGCAGCAAGGCAUGUGCGCCCUGCCCCUGCCCCACGUGGCAGUGGAUUUCCGCCUGCCCCCCGCCAUCCCCCUCUCUGUGGACCUGGAGGAGAGGGACGAUGGGACCUUACCAGUUGCAGCCCGGGAGUUCAAGCCGCGCUACAUCCACAUCAACUCGAGUGAUGCAGACAUCCACCUGCCUGCGCCCUCCGCCUGCCAUGGACAUGAGGCGUGCUCAUCCAUUGCCAUCUUGCUAUCUUGCCGCUUCUGUGCUGGUCUCUCUCCCUGCCAUGCAGACAUACACCUGCCUGCGCCCUCCGCCAGUAAUGGUGAUGAGGACAUGGGGUGGGUGCGACUGCAAGGGCUCUUGGGAGUCUAUGUGACAGCAAUGCUUGCUCCCUAUACCUGCUCACGAACUGCCCUCUCCAUUGCCUCCUCUUCUUCCCACGCAGACAUACACCUGCGGCCGCCACCAGUGAUGGAUGACGAGGACAUGGGGUGUGCUGGACUGCAAGGCCUCUUGGGAGGAACGCAGCGCUGUGGGUGGGGAGCCAUGGCAGCAGAGCCCAUCAAGGCGGGCGAGUUCAUUGUUGAAUACGCCGGUGAAGUAAUUGACGAUGCGAUGUGCGAAGCCCGGUUGGGCCAUGCGGGCGGGGGGGAGCAACGGAUUUCUACAUCUGUGAAGCUAGUGGAGGGGCAUGUGCAGGUGGGCAUUUUCGCCAUCAAGGACAUUGCAGUGGGCACAGAAGUGGCGUAUGAUUACAGAUUUGUGAGCUUCGGCCCGAACAAAGCUUGCCAGUGCGGUGCAGAGCGGUGCCGAGGAGUUAUCGGGGCCAACCCUCCAACCACAGCAACAGCCACUCCUGCCGCACCUGCGCCUGCCAAACCAGAGAGGCAGGCUGGGACUGUACCUAGGGCGAAGCCCUGGAAUAAAGCGGCAGGGGAAGGGGCAGGGGCGAGAACAAAGGGGUUGCUUUGGGGCACAAGGGGUGCGAGAUCAAGACGUAUGUUGACGCAUCUGUCUCCCCCCUGGUGGCAGCAGCACCAGCAGCAGUGGCUGCUACACCACCUCGUAACGUGA
Closterium sp. Naga37s-1 is the source of this 1162-nucleotide messenger RNA. The record is from the annotation of a GenBank genome assembly. NCBI's taxonomy places the organism in Eukaryota, Viridiplantae, Streptophyta, Zygnematophyceae, Desmidiales, Closteriaceae.